AUGGCUCUGACUGGUUUUGUUCAGGCAGCGAUUGCUGCGCAGAAGAGACAGGUGUCCCCCCCUGUCUCACACACCCGGGAGAGAGAACGGAUUGCCCUCACAGAGAAUGGCCAGCUCUGGAGCGAGCGCGAUGGCCCAGCAAACUGCACGUGUGGAGACACGAAGUUUGACCUGACGGGUCGUGGAAACCCGCUGGAGGCGCCUGAUGGCCACCUGUGGGGCCCUGCACCCUCGGUGGCUGCCGUUAGGUUUCAGGGGCUGACCGCUUCAAACGGUGCGGUGCUUGCAUGGACAGAGAAGGAGCUGUAUGGCUGGGGUUGCGGUCAGACUCUGAACCUGCGGGACAGAGAGGCCCUGUUUCUUCCGACAGUGCUCUGGAGACUGGAUGAACUGGACGACGACAGCAUUAUGCAUGUGGAGUUCGUGGAUCGUGCGACAAUCAUCAUAACACAGCGCGGGACGCAGGUGCCGCUUCCAGUGGGUAUUCGUCCAGUGUCGGUGGCACUGAGGGCCUACUCAGCCGACACCUGCGUCUUGGCUGAGGACGGCCGGUGCUUCGAGUUUGAUGGCACGAUCAAGGCGAUACUGAAGCCCUCGCACGCGUACUACGACGAGUACCACGGCCAGGGGGGCUUCGUGCAGCUCUACAUGCAGAAGCGCUCCGUUCAGCACAAGCGCAACCCGCCCACCGGCGGAGUCCGCCACAACCGGGAAGGUGGCUAUGCCGACUACCAGGUGGGCAUGUGCUACAUCUCCCCGAGCCAGCUCACCGUGGCAGCUCGGGGGGCCCGCACCGUCGCGCUCGCCGAACCCCGCGGACGCCGCUGGAAGAAGUGA
Symbiodinium natans is the source of this 837-nucleotide messenger RNA. Lineage: Eukaryota; Dinophyceae; Suessiales; Symbiodiniaceae. The record is from the annotation of a GenBank genome assembly.